Molecule: messenger RNA, 7344 nt
Organism: Osmia lignaria (orchard mason bee)
Lineage: Eukaryota; Metazoa; Arthropoda; Insecta; Hymenoptera; Megachilidae
Gene: zip
Product: myosin heavy chain 10
Cellular component (GO): cytoplasm; myosin filament; myosin II complex
Molecular function (GO): actin filament binding; ATP binding; microfilament motor activity
Source: RefSeq, a predicted model, not a curated record
GGAUUAACUAUAGUCGGGUAACUUACAAGCAACUAAAACAAGAUUAAUAUCAAUUAUUGGUAGAGAAAUUGUUGGUCUUCAAGAAUAAUAUGGAAAAUAAACGUAUUAAACCAAAGUUAUAUUUAAAUGCCAAUGAAAUUUCUUUGGAAACACGUCAUUCAGCGAUAUGAGCGCUACUAUGCAGCAUACCUUCAAAUCACAUCCCCCCCUAUCGUUGCUUGCAUAAGGAGGAAAGAAGAUGGCCGUGAAGAAGGAGAAAGAAAACAAUCUCGAAGAGCGUUGAAGGUGGUAGAAGAACACGGUGCCUCGAAGAAGAACGAGCCACGAAUCGUCGAAAUCCGAUCAAGCUGAAGUUACUUGCACCAGCAGCGUACGAUAAACGCUCGAAAAGAACGUGAAAACGAGUGUUGGAUAGUUACAUGUGUGUCCUUGCGACAAAAAGUUCAGUCUAUCGAGGAUCGUCCUUGGAAUCGCCCGUCCCUGAAGCCGGCUCGAGGAGCUGCUCGUGAUCUCAAAAACAAAAAUGGCGGACGUUGACUCGAGGGUGGAUCAUUCGGAUCCCGAAUUGCGGUUUCUUUCCGUUGACAGGAAUAAUUUCAAUGAUCCCGCAACACAGGCGGAAUGGACACAAAAGAAGCUCGUUUGGGUUCCGCACGAAACCCAGGGUUUCGUUGCAGCCGGGAUAAAGGGUGAACGGGGUGACGAGGUCGAGGUGGAGAUUGCCGAAACUGGAAAACGAGUUCUCGUUGCAAAAGAUGAUAUUCAAAAGAUGAAUCCACCGAAAUUCGAUAAAGUUGAAGAUAUGGCUGAAUUAACGUGCCUGAACGAAGCCUCCGUACUGCAUAACCUCAAAGACAGAUACUACUCCGGCCUGAUUUACACGUACUCGGGGCUGUUCUGCGUGGUGGUAAAUCCAUACAAGAGGCUGCCAAUUUACACGGAAAAGAUAAUGGAAAGGUAUAAGGGUAUUAAGAGACACGAGGUUCCACCCCAUGUUUUCGCCAUUACGGACACCGCAUAUCGUUCCAUGCUUCAAGACCGUGAGGACCAGUCGAUUUUGUGCACCGGUGAGUCGGGUGCCGGGAAAACCGAAAACACGAAGAAAGUAAUCCAAUAUCUGGCAUACGUUGCUGCCUCGAAGCCAAAAUCAAAUGCGACACCGAGUCCAGCAUUAAUCAUAGGUGAAUUGGAACAACAACUGUUGCAAGCAAAUCCGAUUCUGGAAGCAUUCGGGAAUGCCAAGACGGUGAAGAACGACAACUCCUCAAGAUUUGGUAAAUUCAUACGAAUAAACUUCGACGCUUCCGGUUACAUCGCUGGUGCGAACAUUGAAACUUAUCUAUUGGAGAAAUCAAGAGCGAUUCGACAAGCGAAGGAUGAAAGGACUUUCCACAUAUUUUAUCAGCUCCUCGCUGGUGCUUCUCCAGAGCAAAAGAAGGAAUUUAUUUUGGAAGAUCCGAAGCACUAUCCGUUUCUGUCGAACGGCGCGCUUCCAGUUCCCGGAGUGGACGAUUCAGCCGAGUUCUUCUCAACCGUGAAAUCCAUGCACAUCAUGGGUAUGACGAACGAGGACUUUUCGUCGAUAUUCCGUAUCGUGUCCGCGGUGAUGUUGUUUGGUUCGAUGCAGUUCCGUCAAGAAAGGAACUCGGACCAAGCUACCUUGCCGGACAACACCGUAGCCCAAAAGAUCUCGCAUUUACUGGGUCUGAGCGUCACAGAAAUGACGAAGGCCUUCUUAAAACCGAGGAUCAAAGUAGGCAGAGACUUCGUUACGAAAGCACAGACGAAAGAGCAGGUGGAAUUCGCGGUGGAAGCAAUCUCGAAGGCCUGUUACGAGAGAAUGUUCAGAUGGUUGGUGAACAGAAUCAAUAGAUCAUUGGAUCGAACAAAGAGACAGGGAGCCAGUUUCAUCGGUAUCCUGGAUAUGGCUGGUUUCGAAAUAUUCGAACUGAACAGCUUCGAACAGCUCUGCAUUAAUUACACAAACGAGAAAUUGCAACAGCUGUUCAAUCACACCAUGUUCAUUUUGGAGCAAGAAGAAUAUCAGAGAGAGGGAAUCGAGUGGAAGUUCAUCGACUUCGGAUUAGAUUUACAGCCAACGAUUGAUUUAAUAGAUAAACCAAUGGGUAUCAUGGCGUUGCUCGACGAAGAAUGUUGGUUCCCCAAGGCUACAGAUAAAACGUUCGUCGAGAAAUUAGUAGGUGCUCACAGCGUGCAUCCGAAGUUCAUGAAAACAGACUUCAGAGGCGUGGCAGACUUUGCUAUAAUACACUAUGCCGGAAAAGUUGAUUACUCUGCCGCUAAAUGGCUAAUGAAGAACAUGGAUCCCUUGAACGAGAAUGUCGUUAGUCUCCUUCAAAGUUCCCAGGAUCCAUUCGUCUGCCACAUCUGGAAGGAUGCUGAAAUCGUUGGCAUGGCUCAGCAAGCGUUAACCGAUACACAGUUUGGUGCAAGAACGAGAAAAGGAAUGUUCAGGACUGUGUCUCAAUUGUACAAAGAACAACUGGCGAAAUUAAUGGUCACUCUGAGAAACACAAAUCCCAAUUUUGUAAGAUGUAUCAUACCGAAUCAUGAAAAGAGAGCCGGAAAGAUCGACGCUCCAUUGGUGUUGGAUCAGUUAAGGUGUAACGGUGUUUUGGAAGGGAUUAGAAUCUGUCGACAGGGAUUCCCGAAUAGAAUACCGUUCCAGGAAUUCAGGCAGAGAUACGAGCUUCUUACUCCAAAUGCUAUUCCAAAGGGAUUCAUGGAUGGAAAGAAGGCCUGCGAGAAAAUGAUUCAAGCCCUUGAACUGGACCCCAAUCUCUAUCGCGUCGGUCAGUCGAAGAUUUUCUUCCGUGCUGGAGUUUUGGCUCACCUUGAAGAAGAACGCGAUUAUAAGAUCACGGAUAUUAUUGUGAAUUUCCAAGCAUUCUGUCGCGGUUUCCUUGCUCGCAAGAACUAUCAGAAACGCUUGCAGCAAUUAAAUGCCAUCAGAAUUAUCCAGAGAAACUGUGCGGCUUAUCUGAAGCUCCGAAACUGGCAGUGGUGGCGUUUGUACACCAAAGUGAAACCACUGCUGGAAGUAACUAAACAAGAAGAAAAGUUGACUCAGAAGGAGGACGAACUGAAACAAGUACGGGACAAGCUGGAAAUGCAGUUGCAUUCUUCUCAGGAAUAUGAACGAAAAUAUCAACAAGCCAUCGAAGAGAAGACUAUGUUGGCGGAGCAGCUGCAGGCUGAAGUCGAAUUAUGCGCGGAAGCUGAAGAAAUGCGAGCAAGAUUGGCGGCUAGGAAGCAAGAACUGGAAGAGAUUCUCCACGAUUUGGAGGCAAGAAUCGAGGAGGAGGAAGAACGAAGCGCCGCGUUGACUCAGGAGAAAAAGAAAUUGCAAUUGAAUAUAAGCGAUCUUGAAGAACAACUAGAGGAGGAGGAAGCUGCUAGACAAAAAUUACAAUUAGAAAAAGUACAAUGCGAUGCGAAGAUUAAAAAGCUUGAGGAAGAUCUCGCGCUUUCUGAUGAUACGAAUCAAAAGUUAUUAAAGGAGAAGAAGAUCCUCGAGGAAAGGGCGAACGAUUUGUCGCAAACUCUUGCCGAAGAAGAAGAAAAAGCAAAACAUUUAUCAAAACUGAAAGCUAAGCACGAGGCGACGAUUGCGGAUCUUGAAGAAAGGUUGUUGAAAGAUCAUCAACAGAGGCAAGAAGUAGAUAGAUCAAAAAGAAAAAUAGAAACUGAAGUAUCAGAUUUGAAAGAACAACUGGCUGAAAGAAAGACACAGGUGGAAGAGCUUCAACUACAAUUAGGUAAACGCGAGGAGGAAUUGAAUCAAGUAAUGGCGAAGAUGGACGAGGAAGGAGCGGCAAAGGCUCAAGCUCAGAAAGCCCUCCGCGAGUUGGAAUCUCAACUGGCCGAACUGCAAGAGGAUUUGGAAGCCGAGAAAGCCGCGAGGGGAAAAGCAGAGAAAUUAAAACGCGACCUAAACGAGGAAUUGGAAGCAUUGAAGAACGAAUUGUUAGAUUCUUUAGACACAACUGCUGCCCAACAGGAAUUGAGAAGUAAACGGGAACAGGAAUUGGCUACGUUGAAGAAGAACUUGGAAGAGGAAACGUCGAUGCACGAAGCGACCUUAGCCGAUAUGCGUCACAAGCAUACUCAAGAACUGACCGCGUUGAACGAACAGAUGGACGCGUUGAAGAAAACGAAGGCUGUUUUGGAAAAGGCAAAAUCAGGUUUGGAGGCUGAAAACGCUGAUCUAGCGACGGAACUGAGAUCUAUCAGCGCUAGCAGACAAGAAUCAGACAGGAGAAGGAAACAGGCUGAACAGCAACUUGCCGAAGUGAAUGCAAAACUUGCAGAGGUUGAAAGGAACAGACAGGAAUUAGUAGAAAGAGUCACGAAAUUACAACAGGAAGCCGAAAGUGUGAUGCAGCAAUUAGAGACUGCAGAGUUGAAGGCUUCUGCGGCUAUAAAGGCUUCAGCUACCUGCGAAUCUCAAUUCACAGAACUGCAGCAGCAACUUGAAGAAGAAACCAGACAGAAGUUGGCUUUGAGUUCGAAAUUGAGAGCGUUGGAAAGUGAGAAGGAAAGUCUUCACGAUCAGUUGGAAGAGGAAGAAGAAGCAAAGAGAGCACUAGAUAAACAGGUUCUCGGCUUGAAUGUACAAUUGGCUGAAGCUAAGAAGAGAGCCGAAGAAGAAGCUGAAGCUGCUGCAGCGUUGGAAGAAGCUAGAAAACGAUGCAUGAAAGACAUUGAAGCGCUUCAAAGACAAGUUGAAGAAUUACAAGCUGUCAAUGAUAAAUUAGAUAAAUCGAAGAAAAAGGUUCAAGCAGAAUUGGAAGAUAGUAUUAUCGAGCUUGAAGCGCAAAGAGCAAAGGUUCUGGAAUUGGAGAAGAAACAAAAGAAUUUCGACAAGGUGCUGGCCGAAGAAAAAGCCGUCUCGGAGCAAUACGCAGAGCAGCGCGAUGCCGCGGAACGCGAGGCUCGGGAGAAAGAAACUCGUGUCUUAUCUUUGACUCGUGAACUUGACGAGAUGAACGAGAAAGUCGAAGAACUGGAACGAAUUCGCCGUGGUCUUCAAUCGGAGCUGGAUGAACUGGUGAACAACCAAGGGACAGCAGAUAAAAAUGUGCACGAACUUGAGAAAGCGAAACGAGCUCUCGAAUCUCAAUUGGCGGAGCAACGUUCUCAAGUAGAGGAACUUGAGGAUGAAUUACAAUUUACGGAAGAUGCUAAAUUGCGAUUGGAAGUAAACAUGCAAGCUCUAAGAACUCAGUUUGAACGGGACUUGCAAGCUAAGGAAGAACAAGCUGAGGAGAAGCGAAGAGGAUUGGUGAAACAGUUACGCGAUCUCGAGGCGGAAUUAGAAGAUGAGAGGAAGCAAAGGGCUGCUGCUAUUGCGCAACGCAAGAAGAUGGAGGCAGAUUACAAAGAUAUCGAACAGCAAUUGGAAAUGCACAAUAAGGUUAAAGAAGAUGCAUUGAAGCAAUUGAAGAAACUUCAGGCACAGAUAAAGGAUUGUACCAGAGAAACUGAGGAAGCCAGAUCAGCGAGGGAUGAACUGGCAACGAUUGCUAAAGAAACUGAAAGAAAGGUGAAGAGUUUGGAGGCAGAUCUGAUGCAAUUAACCGAAGAUUAUGCGAGUAGCGAACGAGCAAGAAGAGCCGCGGAGAACGAAAGGGACGAGUUACAAGAGGAACUGAACAACAAUGCGAACAAAGGGACGCUAAUGCUUGACGAGAAACGUAGAUUGGAAGCUAGAAUCGCGACGUUAGAAGAGGAACUUGAAGAAGAACAAUCGAACGCUGAGUUAUUAAUGGAUAGAGCUAGAAAAGCCCAGAUCGCUAUUGAGCAGUUGACCAAUGAUUUAACAACGGAAAGAUCGACUACACAGAAAUUAGAAUCGCACAAAAUGCUAUUGGAACGGCAGAACAAGGAAUUGAAAGCGAAACUUACCGAAUUGGAAACAGCUCAGAGAGCGAAGACCAAAGCUACGAUCCAACAAUUGGAAUCGAAGAUCAACAAUCUUGACGAGCAACUGGAAACCGAAGCAAAGGAAAGAUUUGCACAGCAAAAGAUUAAUAGAAAAUUGGAGAAGAAAUUGAAGGAAUUGAGCUUACAGUUAGAAGACGAGAGGCGAAACUCAGAUCAAUUUAAGGAACAAGCGGAGAAAGUGAAUGCUAGAAUGAAAGCUUUGAAGAGACAACUUGACGAAGCUGAGGAGGAGAUUAGUAGGCAUAAAGCGAUGAAGAGGAAAGCUCAGAGAGAAAUGGAUGAUAUGCUGGAAUCUCAAGAAGAGCUAACAAGGGAGGUAGCAAAUCUUAAGAAUAAAUUGAGACGAGGAGGUGGACCUCCAAUAAACCUUAGUUCGACGCGUUUGAAACGCGGCUCGGUUCAGACCGGUGGCUCCGGCGACGAUUCGACGACGCAGGACGAAAGCAUCGAUGGUGAGGAAACUGUCAACUGAACGAAAAAACACACACCGCUUAUUGAACCCUCACAACGCAGGAAACUCAUAAAAAUCCCAGGUCCAAGAGGUGCGUGCAAGAUCCACUUCCGUUCGGACGAAAACCGAGUUCCAAGCGCAGAACUCGUUUCCCCAAGUUCUGGAGUCGAUUCCUAUGCACCCAACGAUGCCAUUAGAUGAGGGCGGCUUUCUUCUGUACAUAAGAGACCCGGCAGGGCCGUACCGAGUAGUAUUUUAUUUCCGUUUUUGCGGAACAAGCGCAGAAAAUGACGAAUUCCUUCAUUUUUAUAAUAAAAACCGAUACAAGUAAACCUUCUCCACCUGUUACCAAUGAAUUCGUUAAUGAUCCUGGUUGUUAGUAAUUUCAAGCGAUGAUGUCAUGAUUAAAUUUCUAUUAAAUUUCUUUCUAAUAAAUUCAGCGCACGUAUCUCGCGUGUAUACGUUAAUGCCAUACCGUAUUAACGGCGCUGAAAUGCCAUACUUUAUUUAAGCUUUACAUUAGUAAUUUUCACAGCUAUCCAAUUUUUCUGUAAAGACUUCGUCAUUUUUUGUGAAAAAUGCUACUAUUCGUCGGGUAAGAUUGAGACUAGAAAUAUAUUAUUGGGGCUGCAUAAUCGAUAACGAAUUAACAUCGCAUUUAGGCAGCAUUAAUAUCUAUUAUAAUUAUAUUAUAGUUAUUAUUAUUAUUAUUAUUAAUUAUUAUUAUCGCAGUUUUUAUUUUUAUCGCGAAGAGCAUCGUAAUAUGUUAUUUGUAAUUAUUUUUUAAUAAUCGAGCCAGUGAUGGACGAUUUAGGUAUCGUUCCGAGAGGUCAAAAAAUCAAAAAUAUUCUAAAGUAAAAAAGAACAACCGAUUACACUUUAUAUUGUAUUAAUCAAAGUGUUCGAAGAAAAUGAUUUUUAAAAAA